AUGGCUCUGGACAGCAAGUGGAAGGAGCUGCUGUUGGGAACGCUGAAGGAGCUUGGGGAGGACGACUUCGAGGAAUUCAAGUUCUUUUCGGACCUGCCUCAAAGCGUACAAGAAAACCCCCGCCGGGUGAACAUUGCUAACGCGCUGGUGAAGAAGCACGGCGAGAAUACUCUGGAGGAGACCAUCAAAAUUCUGGAAAAGAUUGGUAACAAGAACUUGGCCGAGAAGUUGCGUGGCAACGUGCUGGAAAUAAAAGGCGCCGUCUUCUCCGUCCAUGAUGAUGAUCAUAUUGACAGAUUGAAGGCAGACCUGCAAGAAAAGCUGCAUAGUUUAUACAGCUUUGUUCCCGAAGGCAACACCGAGCGCUGGCAGCAGCAGCCUCUGGCCGACGUCUACACGGAUCUGGACGUCACCUACGGGGCCGACGUCAGGCCCGACGAGCGACACGAGGUCCUUCAGAUGGAGACGCGUGCCGCGGCGGCCAAGAAGUCUAUCCUGCCGUGCGAUAUCUUCAAAAGCCAUGACGGACAGCCGCGACCGAUACGCACACUGCUCACCGUCGGCUUCGCGGGAAUCGGGAAAACCUUCCUGGUUCAAAAGUUUGUGUGCGACUGGGCCAGCGGGAAUAAAAACCAGGACGUACACUUCAUAUUUCCCUUCACCUUCCGCGAGUUGAACACCGACGAAGGGAAAAACUUUACGCUGGCCAAGCUCAUCCGAUGCUACGUCUACGACCUGCACAAGUCCGGGAUACGGGACUACGAAAGCAGCCGGAUCAAGAUCUUGUUUGUUUUGGACGGACUGGACGAGUGCAAGUUCAAAAUGGACUUGAAGAAUGAGAUGAAAGUAGACCUAGACGUGACGGAGGCCUACCCGCUGGAGAUACUCCUGGCGCACAUCAUCAAGAGGAACCUGCUUCCGUGCGCCCGGGUUUGGAUCACUACGCGGCCCGCGACGGCCCGCGAUAUCCCUUCCGACCUCAUCGACAGCAGAACAGAGGUGAGAGGAUUCAAUGAUUCCCAAAGGCUGGAGUACUUCAGGAAAAAAUUUCAAAAUGAGGAGCGUGUCAUUGAGCACAUCCGGAAAACUCGCACCAUCUUCAUCAUGUGCCACCUGCCCAUCUUCUGCUGGCUCACCGCUACAGUUCUUCAGGAUCAUUUGGACAAAGGGAAGGAGGGAGAGCUUCCCACAACGCUGACAGACAUGUACUCGGAGUAUGCUUUUAACCAGCUGGACAAGUCCAAGGAGCGACAGACGACCGAGUACGCUGAUUACGUGAAAGCGCUAGCAAAGCUGGCGUUUCACCACACAAUGAGUAAGCAACAGAUCUUCUACGAGGAGGACCUAGCAAAAAGCGGAUUUGAUUACAACCAAGCCGCAAAACACUCCGGAAUAUUCACUGAGGUGUUUAAGGAGGUCCGUCCGCUCAGAAGAAACCAACAGGGCAAGAUGUUUCAGUUUGUCCAUUUGACCAUCCAGGAGUAUUUUGCCGCAUUCCACGUGAUGAUUUGCCUCUUCCAUGACAACAAGAACAUACUGGUUGAUUCAGAGCAGGCACUGGAGUGUGUCUUCCAAGAAGAAGAAAAAUCGGAAGUAUUAGAAGAAACAGAAUCAGAAGAUGGAGAAAAAAAAUCAGAAAAAGAAACAGAAUCAGAAGAUGGAGAAAAAAAAUCAGAAGAAGAAACAGAAUCAGAAGAUGGAGAAAAAGAAUCGGAAGAAGAAACAGAAGAUGAAGGGGAUUGGAAAAUCGCUGAGGUUCACCGGUCAGCUCUCCAGAAAGCCUCGGAGAGUGAAGGAUACCUGGACAUGUUCCUCCGCUUCCUCCUUGGCCUUUCCUUGCCGUGCAACCAGGAACUAGUGGGGGAACUGCUGAAGGCUCCUCAGGACUGCAGGCGAAACAAGUCAAAGACAGUCAAGUUGAUCAAGGAGAGGAUAAAACGGAACACUCCAGAGAAGAACAUCAACUUGUUCUACUGCUUAAACGAGCUGAAGGACGACUCUUUGCUGAAGCAGUUUCAGAUAAAGAAAAAUAUUUCACACCAUAUUGACUGGGAGAAAAUGCCAAAUGACAUGUGGUCAGCCUUGGCCUUCUUUUUACUGACAGACGACGAAACCAUGGAGGUCUUUCAGCUGUAUAGAUACACCGCAUCGCCUUUGGGGCUCGAGAAGCUGUUGGUGGUGGUCAAGGCUUCUCAACGAUCAAGUCUACAUGAUUGUCAGCUGGACAAAGGCAGCUGUGACCUGCUGGCUUCCGUUCUCAGCUCUCCAUCCAACCUGAGGCAUCUGGACCUGAGCUUUAACAAUCUGUUGGACGAAGGGGUGGAGAUCCUCUCAAAAGGACUGGCCAGCCCAAACUGCGUCUUAGAAUCCCUCUAUCUACGUCACUGUGGCCUGGGCAAAGGCAGCUGUCACCUGCUGGCUUCCGUUCUCAGCUCUCCAUCCAACCUGAAGAGUCUGAAUCUGGGCGGGAACAAUCUGUCGGACAAAGGGGUGGAGAUCCUCUCGAAAGGACUGGCCAGUCCACACUGCAAAUUAGAGUCCCUCUUCCUAAUGGAGUGUGGCCUGAGCAAAAGCAGCUGUCACCUGCUGACUUCCGUUCCCAGCUAUCCAUCCAACCUGAAGCGUCUGAACCUGAGCAAGAACAAUCUGUCGGACGAAGGGGUGGAGAUCCUCUCAAAAGGACUGUCCAGCCCAAACUGCACCUUAGAAGAGCUCACUCUAAGUCGUUGUCACCUGGACAAAGGCAGCUGUCACCUGCUGGCUUCCGUUCUCAGCUCUCCAUCCAACCUGAGGCAUCUGAAUCUGAGCAAGAACAAUCUGUCGGACGAAGGGGUGGAGAUCCUCUCCAAAGGACUGGCCAGCCCAAACUGCAUCUUAGAAUCCCUCGAUCUAUCUGGUUGUGAGCUGAAAAAAGGCAGCUGUCACCCGCUGGCUUCCGUUCUCAGCUCUCCAUCCAACCUGAAGCAUCUGGAACUGAGCUGGAACGACCUGUCGGAUGAAGGGAUUGGGAUCCUCUCGAAAGGACUGGCCAGUCCACACUGCAAGUUAGAGUCCCUCGAGCUGUCAGCAUGCGGGAUCACCAAUAAAGGAUGCGUUUUUUUGGCCGAGGCACUCAUGUUAAACCCCUCACAUCUUCAACAGCUGUCCCUGUGGAAGAAUCCAAUAGGUGAAAAAGGAAAGAUGGUCUUAUUGAACGUCCAAGAGGAUCCAAGCUAUCGCCUGGAGACUGUCAGAUUUAGAUCGAUGCGACGUACUGUCCAACGACCUCAAGAGCACCGGGUGUCGGCGCUAAAGACAAACGCGACCACGCUCACCGAAUUUGAGGAGGUUCGUCUGCCGGCGUCGGAUACUCGGUCGACGGUCAUCUCGCUCACGCGUUUACAAGGUGGAAGGAUGCCCCUGGACACUGAGCGUAAGGAGCUGCUGUUGAAAACGCUGAUGGAGCUGGGGGAGGACCACUUCCAGUGCUUCAACAGUUACUAA
This is a messenger RNA of Nerophis lumbriciformis (worm pipefish), 3483 nucleotides long. The record is from RefSeq and is a predicted model, not a curated record. Lineage: Eukaryota; Metazoa; Chordata; Actinopteri; Syngnathiformes; Syngnathidae.